Theobroma cacao (cacao) is the source of this 1756-nucleotide messenger RNA. RefSeq names its product beta-casein (DUF760). NCBI's taxonomy places the organism in Eukaryota, Viridiplantae, Streptophyta, Magnoliopsida, Malvales, Malvaceae. The record is from RefSeq and is a predicted model, not a curated record.
UAAAUGGAAAGAGAAGUCCACAAAGCAACUAGUUUUCAACAACCACCCACUCCAUCUUAUAUUCCACCAUUAUCAAAUUACUUCUCUCCCUCCCUUCUUUUCUCUUCAACUUGAGGAUUGUGGCUUUGGGUUGUUAAAAGAAAAUUAACAAAAAAGAAGAAGAAAAGUGAGAAAUGCAGAUAGCUGGAGUAACAAGUGAGGUGUUGGUGGCAGUCCCAUCAGCUGGAACCCUCACUUUCAGACACUUCCAUUCCAACAACUUCUUCCUUUCUUCUCCUUUCCUAAAAAGAUGUUCUUCAUUUUGCAUUCCAAAGUUAGGAAUGGCACCAGAUAAGUACCGAGCCAGAUACUUAACUAUGAGAGCCUCUGGAGAGUCAGAUGAUAGCUUGUCACCAAUUGCUCCUGUACAAUUUGAAUCUCCAGUUGGCCAGCUUUUGGCACAAAUAUUGAGAACUCAUCCACAUUUACUGCCUGCAGCCAUUGAUCAACAGCUGGAAAACCUUCAGAGUGAUAAAGAUGACCAGAAAGAGGAAACUACACCAUCUCAAGAUCUCCUCUACAAGAGAAUAGCUGAAGUUAAAGAAAAGGAGAGACGGAGAACAUUGGAGGAAAUAAUAUACUGCUUGAUUGUACAGAAAUUUGUUGACAAUGAGAUUUCAAUGAUUCCUAAGAUAAUGGCCACUUCAGAUCCUACUGGACGAGUGGACUUUUGGCCAAACCAGGAACAGAAACUGGAAUCCGUUCAUUCUCCUGAAGCAUUUGAGAUGAUACAAGGCCACUUGUCCCUUGUACUUGGAGACCGAGUGGUGGGUCCUCUCAGUACCAUUGUUGAAAUUAGCAAGAUCAAACUUGGAAAGCUUUAUGCUGCUUCUAUAAUGUAUGGAUAUUUUCUUAGAAGAGUUGAUCAACGGUUUCAACUUGAGAGAACAAUGAGAACUCUUCCUGAGGAUUUCAAUAAAGACCAAGCAAGAUUUGAGGAUCCAAAUCCAGGGAAGCAGAUGUGGGAUCCAGAUUCUUGGAUUAGGAUCCCACCCGAUGAUGACAAUGAUGGUGAUGGAGGAGGAUACAUGGAUACCCUUGAAGGUAAAUCAUAUAGACUGAGAUCCUAUGUUAUGUAUUUGGAUUCUGAAACACUCCAGAGAUAUGCCACCAUAAGAUCCAAGGAAGCUAUUUCUUUGAUUGAAAAGCAGACUCAAGCACUAUUUGGGAGGCCUGACAUUCGGAUUCUUGAUGAUGGUUCACUUGAUACAUCAAAUGAUGAAGUGGUUUCUAUCACAUUCACUGGGUUGACAAUGCUAGUCCUUGAAGCUGUAGCAUUUGGUUCAUUCCUAUGGGAUGCAGAGAGCUAUGUUGAAUCAAAAUAUCAUUUCCUUAAGAGCUAACUGGCAUCUUUGCAUUGGUUAUCUAAUGAUCGACGCUGGUAAAUUGUAAUGAUGGUCAAAAGUUCUUAUAUCACACUCAGGUUUUGAGGGUAUAUUGCCUUGUAACAUAGAAAAGGCUAAUCACACUGAGGCAUCUCAAGUCGACAAAACCUUGUGCUAAAUGUUGGGAAAAAGAUCAACCCUCACGUUGUUAAUAACACAUGGUAUGUUGACUUUAUAGGCAGAGCUGUACUGAUGAUUCUGAAAGUUUCAAGUCUUGUAAUUUUAUGCUCCGAUGGUCCAAAGAGGGGAAAUUAUUGGAGUACAAACUUGAAGCUGGAGGUUUUGCUGUUGGAAUCUCAUAAUUGCACAAUCCAUGUAAAGUGUCCUUCUAA